GGUGCCCCUGUGCCUGGCCGCCGCGCUCUGCCUGGACGCGGUCGGGGGGAUGUAUCCCUACGGUCAGCCCGAGUUCUCCUCCAGGCGCAGGAACUGCAAGCCCAUCCCGGCCACCCUGGUGCUGUGCCACGGCAUCGAGUACCCCGAGAUGCGGCUGCCCAACCUGCUGGGGCACGAAACCAUGAAGGAGGUGCUGCAGCAGGCCGGCUCCUGGAUCCCCCUGGUGCAGAAGCAGUGCCACCCCGACACCAUGAAGUUCCUGUGCUCCCUCUUCGCCCCCGUCUGCAUCGACGAGCUGGACGAGCCGAUCCAGCCGUGCCGGUCGCUGUGCGAGCAGGUGAGGGGCAGCUGCUCGCCGGUCAUGUCAGCCUUCGGCUUCCCCUGGCCCGACAUGCUGGAGUGCAAUCGUUUCCCGGAGGAUAACGACCUGUGCAUCCCACCGGCGGACUCCAACGAGCACCUCACUGUGCCCAAGGAAGAGCCCAGAGUGUGCGAGGCUUGUAAAGAUAAUGCGGAAAACGACAACGAGAUCGUGGAGAGUUACUGCAAAAAUGACUUUGCCCUGAAGAUAAAAGUGAAAGAAAUCUCCUACAUCAAUGGAGACACAAAGAUCAUCCCGGAGACCAAGAGCAAAACCAUUUACAAGCUGAAUGGAGUGACUGAGAAAGAUCUGAGGAAGACUGCCUUGUGGCUGAAGGAUGGCCUGCAGUGUACCUGUGAUGAGAUGAAUGACAUCAACGCCCCCUACUUAGUGAUGGGACAAAAGCUUGAUGGGAACCUGGUCAUAACCUCAGUCAAGCGAUGGCAGAAAGGGCAGCGAGAGUUUAAGAGAAUCGCUAGGAGCAUCCGUAAACUGCAGUGUUAGAUUGCCCCCCCUUCUCUCUUUUGUUUUUCUUUGUUGCAUGUAACACUUAGGAAAAUACUACACAUCACAUUUGGUUACUCUUCUCGUUUAUUCGCAAUACUCGUGUUUCUCAUUCAUUAACCUAAAGUUCCGUCUCUGAUUUCUGACAAAGUGAAACUUUCGCUGAAAAAUAAAUCUCUGUUGUCCUUGUUGCUGCUCGUGUAGUUAGAGCAAGACAUUUUCCUAUUCUCACUGGAGUCAAUUUUAUUUUCAAGAGUGAGUUUUACAGGACAGGAUUGCCAUUGAUCAGACUCUGCUACACAGUUCAUUAAGCCUUCAUUCACCAUUUCUUUCAAAGUAGGCAAAACAAACAAAAACACUACAGCCAGCCAGGGGCUGAAAACAGCAGAAAGGUAGUCAGAGAUUCAAACUUUUUUUCUUUAUAUAAAUAUCCAAGAAUCAUAUUUCACAAAGGUUUCCACUGGGUAAAAAAAUAAUUUGCAUGCAAUGGUAAAUGUAGAGAACAUUUCUUUAGCAAUCAGCAUCCAUGACUGGUUUGCAUGAUUUGAGCUACUCUUAAACCAUGAACAAUUCAGCAAAAUAUGGUAAACCCAGUAAACUUUCCGCUAUAAAAGCUAUAAAUGGUGAAACUCCCUUUGGGAAUUUUUCACCCUUUUACUAAUAUUAUCUUUCAUUCCCUUGUACUAAGUACUAAAUACUGUUAAUUUACCCAUCAUUAGACACCGCUUGGAUUAGCUUGAAACAAAUAGUUUCUUAAUGCAGAUGUGGUAUAUUUUACAUCCCUGAUUCUAUACCAUUUUCAUGAUACUUUUUGUUAAGAAACAGUAGGUGUAUCUUUGUGUAUAAUAAUAAUCCUUGCAUUUGAUAUAGUUCCUCAUCACGUCUUCGAGACGUCUCAAAGCAUGUCACACAAUAUAAUAAUAAUCAUAAUCCUUGCAUUUGAUAUAGCGCUUUUCACACCUUCUAGAUGUCUCAAAGCGCUUCACAGAAUAUACUGUGAAGUGAAUGGACUGUAUAUUUGUGGGCAAAACAUGGCAGCCAAUUGCACACAGCAGUGUCCCACAAGCAGCCAUGGAUUGAGUUACCAAAUUAUUUUAAAACAUUUUUUGAAGGAAUUAUUACUCCUGGAAAAGCGAUCCACAAAUCGACUAACAAUCAGUUCCGAGUUACCACCAGGUAAACAGAAGCAUGUGGAGUAAGGAAACUUGCCUAACAUUUCGCCCUGCCCGGGAAUCAAAUCCAGGUCCUCUCGCUUGUGAAGCGAGUGCUCUUGUAAAUUAAUGCCACAGAGAAAAAUGAUACAGAAUAUCACAUUAAAAAGUUCAUUCAUUAAAAAAGUUGGGUUGACAUCAUGGAAUUUGUUGUAUUCUAGUCAAAACAAUACUGUUACUCUCUCAGUAACAUCACAGCAUUCAUACUCCUGUGUAAACCAAGGAAACUGUGACAUUUGUAAGCUCGGAGUGCAUCACCAACUUCUGUUCUUUGCAUUUCUCUGGCGAUUUAGUACAAACAUACCUGCAAUUUAAUUUGCUUUAUUGUAAGAUUAUCUGCAAAGGUUGUAAAUAUUGCUUGGUGAUUGUGUAAAUAAUUCAGAUAAACAGUAUAUUCUUGUACAUAGAUGUCCUGAUAUUCCAUUUCUGUGGUUGUAUAUGUAUCCAAUUCAAUCGUUAAAACCGUUCUUUCUUUCAAGCUUUUAAGAUAUCUUACUAAAAUGCUUCACUUACUUGAAAUAAAGACUGGGAGUGUUGACAAA
Callorhinchus milii (elephant shark) is the source of this 2618-nucleotide messenger RNA. RefSeq names its product secreted frizzled-related protein 2 (gene sfrp2). The transcript is spliced from 3 exons. Bases 50 to 865 code for a protein of 271 amino acids. The record is from RefSeq and is a predicted model, not a curated record. Lineage: Eukaryota; Metazoa; Chordata; Chondrichthyes; Chimaeriformes; Callorhinchidae. Gene Ontology annotation, molecular function: Wnt-protein binding. Gene Ontology annotation, biological process: canonical Wnt signaling pathway; non-canonical Wnt signaling pathway; negative regulation of canonical Wnt signaling pathway.